Molecule: messenger RNA, 2666 nt
Organism: Coccinella septempunctata (seven-spotted ladybird)
Lineage: Eukaryota; Metazoa; Arthropoda; Insecta; Coleoptera; Coccinellidae
Gene: Ttc30
Product: tetratricopeptide repeat protein 30A
Exons: 10
Coding region: 644-2575 (643 amino acids)
Biological process (GO): intraciliary transport
Cellular component (GO): axonemal microtubule; intraciliary transport particle B
Molecular function (GO): protein binding; intraciliary transport particle B binding
Source: RefSeq, a predicted model, not a curated record
UCAUCUCAAAUCUAAUGUGAUACAUAUUCUGAAAGAGCAGCUCUUCUAGUAAUAAAUCUCCAAAUUUCAUCAAGCUCGGCGGAACCAUUCGGUCUUGACGAAUUUAAAUUGACCUCAUAUUUUUCGGAGGACAACUUUCGACACUAGUAUCAGUAGUAUCUCUCAGAAAAAUCAUCGUAGAUAUGAAUGUGAUACAUAUUUUAAAAGAGCAAUUCUUAUAAAUCACGAAAUUUCAUUGAGCUCAUUAUGGUAGUGGCACCACCAUGUUCGAUUGGUAGUGGAAUUAUAAUUAAUUGGACGUGUGAUGUAAUUAGUAAUACGUAAUUAGCUCAGAACACAUUUAUUGAAUUAUUUUACACAUGACAUUUUCCAUACUAGUGCGGAAAAGUCAUACUGAAAUGAGUAAAGGAAACUUUUCCCAUCAGAAUUCUCCCUUUUGGAAGGGGAGGGUGUAAUAAAACCAUUAUCCAAUCUAGGAUCGGAUUUGUCCGUGAUAUCUUACUUAAAAUAUUGGAGGAAAAAUACCCAAAUUUGCAUUCUCAGUGUUGAACUCACAUUGAGGAAGUUAUCAAUAAUCUGGAAAAAUAUUGUCGAAUUUUACUACGAUUCUUAUUCAUCAGAAAUUACAAUUUCUGAAUAAGUAAUGAUAUGGAUAAUAAUAGCAUGCUGUAUAAAAGAUAACAGAUUCGGUGAAGCAAUCAGAGUUCUACAUGGCAUUUCUGAAUCUAAUUCUACAAGAGCUGGAUUAUCAUUGCUCGCAUACUGUUAUUUUUAUACUCAAGAUUAUGCAAAUGCGUCAAGCUACUAUGAACAACUCACGAAAAUGUAUCCUUCGAACAAUGAUUACAAAUUAUACCACGCACAAUCUCUGUUCCAAGCGUGCCAGUAUGAAGAUGCCUAUCAAAUUUUGAACGAGAUAAAAGAUAUUGAAGAAUACAAAAAUUCGGCCAAUAAGUUGCAGGCAGCUAUCAAAUAUAGUCAAGAUGAUUUGUUGUCCGCUAAGGAAUUAGUGGAAUCUUGUAAAGCUGAGGAUCCUGAUAGGGAAGUGAAUAUAGGAUGUAUUUUUUACAAGGAUGGAAAUUACGAGGAAGCUUUAUCAAAAUUUUCUGCUGCCAUGCAGAUGCAAGGUUUCAAACCGUACUUGGCAUACAAUAUCGCCCUUUGUUAUUACCGAUUAAAGGAUUAUGCUCUUUCCUUGAAGUACUGUGCUGAUAUCAUAGAGAAUGGCAUAAGGGAUCACCCAGAAAUGAGUAUAGGAAUGCAGACGGAAGGUAUUGAAGUGAGAUCUGUUGGUAAUACACUUACAUUGCAUGAAACAGCAUUGACUGAGGCUUUCAACUUGAAGGCAGCCAUUGAAUAUCAAUCGAAGAAUAUUGAAGCAGCUAGAGAAGCAUUGACAGAUAUGCCGCCAAGAGCUGAACACGAAUUGGAUGCAGUGACCCUCCACAAUCAAGCCCUGAUGAAUUUCGAGACCAAUCCAACCGAAGGCUUCGAGAAAUUGCAGUUCCUUCUUCAGCAAAAUCCAUUCCCGCCAGAAACCUUCGCCAAUCUGCUGCUCCUUUACUGCCAGUACGAAUGUUACGAUCUUGCUGCCAACAUUCUUGCUGAAAACACUCACUUGACCUACAAAUAUUUAACUCAGUACCUCUAUGAUUUUUUGGAUGCCGUCAUAACCCUCCAAACUUCUCCGAACGAAGCAUAUCAGAAAUUCGACGAGAUAGUCAGCAGACAUGCGGAGCUGUUGAGAAAAUACGCCAAACAAACACAAGAAUACAGGAACAACAACGAGACCGAACUUGUCAAGAAGACGGUUAUGGAGUACGAGGACUGUCUAGAAAAAUACAUUCCCGCAUUGAUGGCCCAGGCAAAAAUUUACUGGGACCUGGAAAACUAUCAACAGUGCGAAAAGGUGUUCAGAAAAAGUGUUGAAUUUUGCAACGACAACGAAACGUGGAGAUUGAACGUAGCUCACGUGUUGUUCAUGCAAGAGAACAAGUUCAAGGAAGCCGCUGGUUUUUAUGAGCCACUGGUCAAAAAAAGAUACUCCGAGUUUCUCAAAGUAAAUCCAAUUAUAUUGGCGAAUCUCUGCGUUUCAUAUAUAAUGACAAUUCAAAACGAAGAUGCUGAAGAGCUCAUGAGGAAGGUUGAAAAGGAAGAAGACCAACUGGCCUACGAGGAACCUGAAAAGAAAUGUUUCCAUCACUGUAUCAUCAAUUUAGUGAUAGGGACACUUUACUGUUCAAAAGGAAAUUACGAGUUUGGAAUUUCGAGAGUAAUGAAAUCCCUUGAACCGUAUAACAAGAAACUUGGUACCGAUACGUGGUUUUAUACCAAGAGAUGUUUUUUGAGCCUCUUGGAAAUGUUUGCAAAGCACAUGAUUUCGCUUAAGGAUUCCACGAUUGAAGAAUGCUUAGCGUUUUUGGAAAAUUGCGAAUUGCAUGGUAAAACUGUGAAGAGCGUAAUUUGUCCAAAACUUUACGAAGAGAAUGAGGGUGAAAAAGCAGAUGGUGAAGAAACAGUAACAUAUGAAGCUAGAAAACUGAAGUGUCUUUUACUGAAAUUGCAGAACUAUUGAUUCAGCAAUUUAAUACUGACAGACAAAGAAUUUUUAUUUGUAGGAUUUAUUCAGAAGUUUUGAUCUUAUAAUCAUUGUUGUUGUUGAAAAC